CAGACAGCUCACCAUGUCGAAGGAAGUCGGAUCACCUGUUUGCUUCAUCCGACUCUAGACAGUCUGGCUUUCCCAAGAGCGUCUUGCACUUGGAGACGCAGGGGGCAGUUAAAGUACUCAAGAUGAGUCAGGAAGGUUGACAAGGCCGAUUGGGAUUCUCCUAGAGCAUUUGGGCCGUCUCUCGCACUAUCUGAUCGAGAAGUCAUCAUUCUUAUAUAGCGAUCUCGCGUCGUCGUCUGGAAAAAUUCACUCAUGUGCGAUCGAAGAACAGCCUAUCAAAUUAUUACGCUGAUUCCAUGGACGAGCCGGUCCCAGCGGACAAUCGCCUUCGGGCUCUGCGGAAGAAGGACCAGAAGAAGGAGCAAGAGACACGGCAGACCCGCAAAGGGCUGGAGAACAAGGACACCUCUGAUGAAAUGCUGAUGCGAGAGGCCGAGAGCCUCGAAAAGCGGCAGUAGCGGAGGAGGCAGAGGUGAAAUGGACGCG
This is a messenger RNA of Aspergillus brunneoviolaceus CBS 621.78, 486 nucleotides long. RefSeq lists its product as uncharacterized. Lineage: Eukaryota; Fungi; Ascomycota; Eurotiomycetes; Eurotiales; Aspergillaceae. The record is from RefSeq and is a predicted model, not a curated record. The transcript has 2 exons. The coding region runs from base 297 to 458 and encodes 53 amino acids.